This is a messenger RNA of Nelumbo nucifera (sacred lotus), 3134 nucleotides long. RefSeq names its product scarecrow-like protein 14. Lineage: Eukaryota; Viridiplantae; Streptophyta; Magnoliopsida; Proteales; Nelumbonaceae. The record is from RefSeq and is a predicted model, not a curated record.
GAGGCAUCUGAAGACUAUCUCCAUUCUCCAGUCUCGGUAUUAUUUUUUUUUCUCUAUCCCUCUCUCCCUAUUUGGAUAGUGGCAUAGUGCUAGGGUUCGAUUUGCAAAGAGAGGAGGAGCCGGUACGUGAUGAAGUUCUUGGUCUGUAAAAACUUGCAAAUCCAUCUUGUUUCGAAGAAACUAUAUAUUAGUUAAUUAUCCGUUAGGGCUGGAUCGGAGACUCUCCACGUCCACUGUAUAAGUGGUCCUUUGGACUAGAUGGUCAUGGAUCCACGUCUCAGAAUAUUAUCUGGUUCUAUGAACGGAUUAACAUUCAAUGAUGAUCCCGUUUCGUAUCAGACUAUUGCCAACAGGCUCAAGCUCGAUGAGACCACUGUAGAUCCUACCUUCAUGGCUCUCCCUCUUCUUCAACCUGAUCCCGACUCUAAUAAUCUCGCUCCCGCUUCGACCCUGAUCCCCGAGGAAGAUUCUCAUGAAGACUUGGAUUUCUCGGAUGUAGUGCUCAAGUACAUAAGCCAAAUGCUCAUGGAAGAAGACAUGGAGGAUAAGGCCUGCAUGUUCCAGGAGUCUUCGGCUCUUCAAGCCGCUGAGAAACCCUUUUAUGAGAUCCUUGGAGAGAAAUAUCCCCCUUCCCCCAUUCAGACCCCUCUUUAUGUUGGUCACAACUCAGAAAGCUCAGAUGAUCCCUUAACUGCAAAUUUUAUUAAUUACAGUAGUAGCAGUUGCUGUAUUAGUUGCAACAACAACACAGCUGAUACAAGAUGGAUUUCUGAUCUCAGCGACUGCAGGACCACUUGGACAGGGAUUCUUCUUCCUGGCUGUACCUCUCAGUCAACUUCCCCUUCAUCUUUCAGCUCUUCAAGCAGUGGGGCUAGUGUUUUAGAUGGUUUGUUAGAGUCCCCGGUAAGUGUGGUUCAGGUGCCUGAUAUAAUUAGCGAAAAUGAGUCUGUUUGGCAAUUCAGGAGAGGAGUUGAGGAAGCUAGCAAGUUCCUUCCUAAUGAUAAUAGUCUGAUAAUUGAUCUUGACAACUAUGCUAGUUUUCCUAGGGAACCAAAGGAAGAUGCUGAGGUUCUGGUAAAGAUUGAACAGAAGGAUGAGAGGGAGAAUUCACCUAAUGGGUUGAGGGGAAAGAAAAAUCCACACCCAGAGGAUACAGAUUUAGAGGAAAGGAGGAGUAACAAGCAGUCGGCAGUUUAUACUGAAGAAACUGUACGAUCAGAAGAGUUUGAUAGGGUACUUCUCUGUAGUGGAGGGAGAGCUGGGGCUCCUAUGCCUACUUUGCAAGAAGAAGCCUUGCAGAAUGAGGCAAACCGGAAUCUACAUCAGAAUGGGCAUUCUAAAGUAUCUAACAGUGGAAAAUCCCGUGGUAAGAAACAAGCUGGUAAGAAGGAAACGGUGGAUUUGAGGACACUACUUAUUCACUGUGCACAAUUUGUUGCUGCGGAUGACCGAAAGAAUGCAUGCGAACUGUUGAAGCAAAUAAGGCAGCACUCUUCUCGAACUGGGGACGGAAACCAGAGGUUGGCCAAUUAUUUUGCUGAAGGCCUGGAGGCACGCAUGGCUGGCACUGGGAGCCAGAUUUACACAGCCUUCUCAACCAAGAGAACAUCUGCAGCUGAUAUCUUGAAAGCUUAUAAACUAUAUCUUGCUGCAUGCCCGUUUAAAAAGCUCUCAAAUUUCUUCUCAAACAGGACAAUUUUGAAUUUGUCUGAGAAAGCAACAAGGCUCCAUAUCAUAGAUUUUGGUAUCCUUUAUGGUUUCCAAUGGCCUUGUCUUAUUCACCAGCUCUCAAACAGACAUGGUGGACCCCCCAAUCUUCGAAUAACUGGGAUAGAACUUCCACAACCUGGUUUCCGGCCAACAGAGAGAGUUGAAGAAACAGGGCGUCACUUAGCAAACUAUGCUGAGAGGUUUGGUGUUCCUUUUCAGUAUAAUGCCAUUGCACAGAAGUGGGAAACCAUUCAAAUUGAGGAUCUCAAGAUUGAAAAAGAUGAGAUGCUUGUUGUCAAUUGUUUGUUCCGGUUCAGAAAUCUGCUAGAUGAAACUGUGGUGGUGGAGAGUCCAAGGAAUGCUAUACUGAAUCUGAUCAGGAAGAUGAACCCAGACAUUUUUGUUCAUGGCGUUGUGAAUGGGGCUUACAGUGCCCCUUUCUUCGUCACACGGUUUCGGGAGGCUCUUUUCCACUUCUCUUCUCUGUUUGAUAUGCUUGACACAAAUGUUCCACGAGAGAAUGAAGAGAGGGUAGUGAUUGAGAGAGAGAUGUUUGGACGGGAGGCCCUGAAUGUCGUAGCAUGUGAGGGCUCAGAGAGGGUUGAGAGGCCAGAGACUUACAAACAAUGGCAGGUCCGGACUACAAGAGCUGGGUUCAAACAGCUCCCAUUGGACCGGGAGAUCUUGAAGAAAGCAAAGGACAAGGUGAAAUCGAGCUACCACAAGGAUUUUGUGAUUGAUGAAGACAGCCAAUGGAUCCUGCAGGGGUGGAAAGGACGGAUCAUUUAUGCGCUCUCCUCUUGGAGACCAGCAGAUGGUGACUCUUGAAGCGUAUAUCUGUUGUCACUUUGGAAAGAGAAGGAUCAAGAGUCUGGAUAUUUUUUUCCGGUGCCUUUCCUUUGAUCCUACCCAUAGCUAGUCCAUUAGAUAGGGAACUUGAUGAAAGGUAAUGCUUUGGUUCUUUUGUUUGAAUUGAAUGUAUUCUGGGGUUUUUACCUUUAUUUCUGAUUCUGUACUGUGUAUGUAUGUAUAGGUAUAUGAGCUAGGUGGUGCAGUUUUGUAGUAAUUCAUUGCAUAUCCAAUGGGGUAAAAUAUGGAGUUUGUGAUUCGGAAGGAAGCCUCCUGCCUAUGGAUCUUGCCAUGAUCGUUUAUUGUAUUGUAAUCAAGAUAAUUGUCAGAAACUAUAUUACACGAAGAAAGUAUCCAUAGACGUGGAAACAGUGCUUUUAUGAAUGAAGUGAACAUACAGCUGUGAGACCUAUGAAUGUAGUAUGUAUGUAUAUAGUGUAUGUAUGUGUAUUCAUGUUUGUAAUCCGUUAGAUGUGUAUCUAUCUCAAUGCAACAAAUGGUUUAGAUGGGGAAGAACUUCUGUAGGAGAAGAAAGAAGAAGAAUUCGAAAUAUAUCAACAUUUUUAUGUUCUGUA